Schizosaccharomyces cryophilus OY26 is the source of this 2753-nucleotide messenger RNA. Its product is annotated as DNA damage response protein. The transcript is spliced from 3 exons. Gene Ontology annotation, cellular component: protein phosphatase 4 complex; nucleoplasm. The coding region runs from base 120 to 2588 and encodes 822 amino acids. The record is from RefSeq and is a predicted model, not a curated record. NCBI's taxonomy places the organism in Eukaryota, Fungi, Ascomycota, Schizosaccharomycetes, Schizosaccharomycetales, Schizosaccharomycetaceae. Gene Ontology annotation, molecular function: protein phosphatase activator activity. Gene Ontology annotation, biological process: protein dephosphorylation; DNA damage response.
GCUAUGUAAAAUAAAACUCACCACCACAUAUGCAAUACCUUGAACAUACCACAUGGAUAACAGGCAGUGUAUGCCGUAGGUAAAGAGAUUGGUUUUUCUGUUGAAGUUGUAGACUUAGCAUGGGUCUCACAAAAGGGAAUGGAGAACUUGGUAAAGAUUGUUCUGAAAAUAUGACUGAAGACGAGUUGGAAGGCGCCAUUACCUCUGCAUUACAACAUGUUGAAAUUCCGCCUAUUCCUCGUCGUGUCAAAGUUUAUGAAAUGGAGAAUGACAACUGGUCAGAUUGUGGAACUGGCUAUUGUAAUGGAUUAAUAGAAGAUUCACUUGCAUAUUUCAUUGUAUAUUCGGAAUCCGAUAACGAAAGUGUUCUUUUGAAGACACAGAUUGUCGCAGAAGAUAUAUACACCCGUCAAGAAGAAACUUUGAUAGUAUGGCAAGAACUAAAUGGUACUGAUCUUGCUCUUAGUUUUCAAGAGUCUAUAGGUUGUAUCGAUAUGUGGAUGUUCCUCACGAAUGUUCAGAAGGCUAUUUGUUCAGUAACAGGAAAUAUUUCUAAUGAUGACAUUUUAACAGAUGAUGGUACUGCACAUGAAAGGUACUUUCAAUCUGUUAGUUUACCCUCGCCUGAACUGUCAAAUCUUCCGGAAAUCGAAGAGGUUGUUUUUGGCUAUAUGCAUUCAGUACACACUCGAGAUCAUCUUGUACGCUAUUUGUCGAACGAAGAUUAUGUGGCAAGGCUAAUCGAACUCUUCCCAUUAUGCGAAGACCUGGAGAAUACAGAUGAUUUACAUCGAUUAUGCUCUAUAAUUAAAUGCUUUGUUCAAUUAAAUGACGCCCCAUUACUCGAAUCACUUGUUUCUAAUGAUGAGAAAUUAAUGACCAUUGCAGGAAUUCUGGAAUACGAUCCUGAAUUCCCUAAUAUAAAGGCGAACCAUCGUGAGUAUUUGACUGAUACCUCUAAAUUUAAACAAGUAGUCCCUAUUCGAGAUCCCCGUAUCCUCGCCAAGAUCCAUCAGACUUUUAAACUUCAGUAUUUAAGAGAUGUCAUAAUAUCCAGGAUUGUCGACGAGCCUUCCUUUUCCGUUUUGAAUUCCUUUAUUUUCUUCAAUCAAGCAGAUAUAAUCCAAUACCUCCAAACUAAUAAGUGCUUUUUGCUUGAAUUAUUCAGUAUUUAUACAAAUGAUGCCAGUGAUGAUGAAAAGAAGCAAGAAGGAAUUUUCUUUAUACAGCAGGUCUGUAAUAUCGCAAAGAGCUUACAAUUCCAGUCUUGCUCGGCUUUAUUCGUAACUUUUGUGAAGUAUAAUCUACUUCAGGCUUUGGAAUAUGCAAUGUCAAGUCCGAAAAAUAAUGUACGAAAUGCUGGAUCUGAUAUAUUAGUCUCAAUUAUUGAUCAAGACCCUGCGAUUAUAUGGCAGAAAUUUGAUCAAGAUCGUAAGGAUGAUUCAUCCUCGUCUUCUUCGGCACGUAUCUCACAACAUUCUUUGUUGUCUAAUUUGAUAAAAAUACUACACAGAGAAGCAAACCCAGGAGUUCUUGCUCAAAUUACAGAAGCAUUUCGAAUUUUGCUAAGUCUUCCCGGGAAUUAUGCAUUCAGUAACCCUUAUCGAAAUGCUGAUGGAACAACUCGAAGUAAAGCUGACAGUAUUGUUGGCCUUAAUUUCAUUGAUAAUUUCUACGAUAAUUCAUUUACAUUUUUAGCUGACCCACUUUUAAAACUAACAAAGCCAGAGGACGUUGAUGAAUCUAAGCUGGAUUUAUAUGUGCAUUUAUGUGAACUGUUUAGCUACUUUUUUAAAAUCCAUGAACAAUGGACCCGUCAACUAGACACUUAUAAAGUGAUAGCUUCUAAAAUUGCCUUUUUGCUUAAAAGCAGUAAAAAAUAUGUUGUCUUGAGUGGUCUUCGGUUUUUCCGUUCAUGUUUAGCAGCUCGUCAAGGUGAUAUGUCUUCUAUAAUGUUGGAGCAUGAUAUCUUUGGUAAAAUUUUGGAGCUAAUGGUUAAGGUAAGGGAUGAGACGGAUCUACUUAAUUCUGCAACUCUAGAGUUCUUUGAAUAUAUACGCUCUGAUGGUUCAGAAAAAGUACUUGAUCAUUUGAAUAAACACUACCGGACCCAAAUGGAAUCUUUAUCAGAUUUCAGUACAUUUUCUGAAAUACUUCAACUGAUAGAUAGUUUAAGUUCCGGUUCCGAAAGCUUUAAGAGUGUAAGCGCCCAUGAUCCUACUGAUUUAGACAUUGAAAAUUUGACUAAAAAGGGAAAUGGGGAAACACCGUCACCUGAAAAAUCUUCUAACCCGAAAAAUGAUAAUUCUAAGUCUUCCGACGAUACAGGCUGUACGGAGAACAAGUUGGGCAUUCCAAACUUCUCGAAUGAUUCGCCAGAUAAUAGCCGUCAAUCUAUUCUUGAAGAUCGCUAUUUCUUGGAAUCGGCUAUGCUUAAUACUGAAUCUAAUAAUACUUCAGAGGAUAGCUUAAACCGCCCCCAAAAUUCUAAAAGGAAAUCUGAUUUUAAUUUGGAAAACGUUGGAAAUGAAGAAGAAUCUCCGAAAAAGAGGAUUGCUUAUGAAAACGAAAACUUUGAGGGAUUAUAAGCGGUUAUUUUAUAGAUAUUUAAAUGAGUUAUUUAUGAGGGUUAUUAAAUCAAUUUAGUUCUUUAUACCAUUUAGGAAACUUAUCUUCAACGUGAUUUAAUUGCGCCUAUAGCUACCCAAUGUCAUGAAAAUGAAGCCUCCGAAAUGUUUAAGUUUAAUAAUUGA